Messenger RNA from Botrytis fragariae, 2295 nucleotides. RefSeq lists its product as uncharacterized. Gene Ontology annotation, biological process: guanosine tetraphosphate metabolic process. NCBI's taxonomy places the organism in Eukaryota, Fungi, Ascomycota, Leotiomycetes, Helotiales, Sclerotiniaceae. The coding region runs from base 1 to 2295 and encodes 764 amino acids. The transcript has 4 exons. The record is from RefSeq and is a predicted model, not a curated record.
AUGGCUCGAUUCGAAUCAAUUUACAUCAAUUAUGCUCUGAUUGCUCUGAUUGCUUCGGUGCAUCACCUAGAAACUGUCCGAUAUUUGUUUGACGGCAAGUUAGAUACAAUGGAAGCUUACACUGCAAAAGUCAUUGAUGUCUGUAACAAGGCUCUAACAUCAGGAAAUAUACGUCAUCCUCCAAUAACACAUCGAAUCAAGAAAUGGGAGUCCGCUGAGGGAACUCUUCGGCGACGCCAGAAAGAAAGAAUAGCUCGUCAACGCCUUCGUACUGUAGUACAAUCAAAGGGUUGGAGUUGGCCGGACUGGUGUCGGAUUUUGGGCCAAGAGCAAUGUGAGGAAGAGAUAGGACCAUUCCAGAACCCUCAAGAAAUUCUCGAUGCUUUACACGACUUCAGUGGCCUUCGCAUCUCGCUUUACUUUCCAGGAGAUGUAGAGCGAGUUGUCAGCCUACUAAGUAAUCGACUACAAGUCAUCAGCAAAUGGCGCAAAGAUCAGGAUUCCGACAUUGCACAGAAGCUCGAAAAGUGCAUUGAGGUACUUAACGAGCCUGGUGCUGCUGGAAAAGCAGCAGACCUCGUCAAGGGGGAGUUUCCAGGCUAUAGAGCGACCCAUCUCAUUGUGAAACUCGCACCUAAGGACAUCCCACCUACUAAAAUUUCCCCUUGGAAAGACAUCAAAGUUGAAAUUCAAAUCGGGACUUUGAUAAUGCAUGUGUGGUCUGAAAUCGAGCACGACAUGUUGUAUAAGCCGCUUGCAUCACAAGAUCAAAAGAUAUCUCGAGAGGAAGAGCAAGUAUUGAACAUUAUUAACGGCAUCGUGAUGACAGGCGAAGGUGCCCUACGCCAACUCGAAACAUGUAUGGAAAGACGGCAGGAUCAACGGACAAAAGACAAAUCUGCGUUCGCAAUAAGUCAUCAUGAAUUGGGUGUCUGGAUCGAAAAGUACUGUGCUGAACGUGCAAAACCGCUGGUUUCACAUGACUGGAAUCGCUUACCCGAACUUUUUGAAAUUCUGAAAGCGACUGGCGAUCAUAAGCACUCAGAAGUUGAAUCAAUUGUUGAGGAAGUCUUCCAAGAUCAAGAGAAAGAAGCCCGGCGCGAUACCAUCUCUCUGUUUAUGUUACAAGUACUUUGCAAACGUAACCUCGAAGCCCAACCGCCAUCCCUAGAACUUAAUGGUGCAGGAAUGCUGGGCCCUACUGCCCAAUUCUGGGCUAUACAUUUUGUGCAUAGCCUCAACAUGGCAACUUACCUAGGUGUCGAAGAAAAAUUCAUUGGCAUACCUGACAGACCUGAGCCAUCAAUGACAAAGAUGCUUGAUAUCCUGCAUCCUUACCAUCCUCGCUGUGGAGACGCUGCAGAUGCCCAAGCUAUAAUCUAUUACUGCCAUGGGCUUCUCCAUCGUCAGCAUAAUCCAUGGGUAAGAGUUGCAACUCUCUUAUCGCGUACCAUCGGUGUCAUUAGAACCACGGACUUCGGUGAUUCACAUGAUAUACUCGUACCAGGGAUCAUGAGCAGGUUUUUCCAUCUCAAGUCGGUAUCUGCGAUCAAUUCUAGCCUUGGAACUGGAAUCAUGGAUGUCGAACAAUACUGGAUCAUUGGGUUCGUGAGGUACUAUUUAGAUCGAGAAUCUUCGAGACUAUCAUACGAUGUCUGGGACCAAAUAAAGUUAUUGUCUACCGAGUCUAGGAGCCCAAUCGACCAGCAAUUCUUCAAACCUUCAAAUGUGCCAUGGCAUCUAUUCGAAUAUCCCGACUCAAGGUCAUGGGAACUCAUUGAUCCACCAAUCUUGACACUCAAACGGCUUGGGUCUGGAGUUUCGGCAAUUGAUUCCUCCAAAAUACAAGAAACAUCGGACAGCGCAGAAGGCAUUCUGACCCUCCUAUAUCGACUGCACUGUCGAAAAAACUGGGCUCAAGUAAAAGAGAGCUACAAAUUGGCGAGUUCCUUAGGGCGUCCUGCUAUCCCCGAUUAUUCAAAUUCUCAUCCAGUGACGCCACAAUCGCACCACGCUCCAGGCCUGGGGCCACUUCACCAUAUACCUGUAGGAAAACUCCGCUAUGACAUACGCUACGGGGGAAGCCUUCCACCACUUGCGCCGCCCGUCAAACCGCUUCCAGCCAUUCCCGAAAGUACACGGGCCGACUGGCCAUUAGGCCCGGAGGAGUCGAACUUGAGCGUACCUCGCACGCUUGUAGAGCUCCCCGCCGCCAUUCCUCAGGAGCCAAUUCUUACACACGAUUCAGUGACCUCGCCUGUGGAUUGGAUGCGACACUCAUCGCCGCACUUCUGA